GGCGCGCGUCCUGUCACCCCGAGCCGAGCCGAGCCGAGCCGAGCCGAUCGGGAGUCGCUUGGCGGCGGCAUGAGCGCCGUGGACCUGGCCCGCGUGGGCGCGUGCGUCCUGAAGCACGCGGUGACCGGGGAGGCCGUGGAGCUGCGCAGCCUGUGGCAGGAGCAGCCGUGCGUGGUGGCGGGCCUGCGGCGCUUCGGCUGCGUGGUGUGCCGCUGGAUCGCGCGCGACCUCAGCAGCCUGGGGCCGCGGCUGCAGCAGCACGGGGUGCGCCUGGUGGGCGUGGGGCCCGAGGCCGUGGGCCUGCGGGAGUUCCUGGACGGCCGCUACUUCGCAGGAGAGCUCUACCUGGACGAGACCAAGCGUUUCUACAAGGAACUGGGCUUCAGGCGGUACAGCAGCCUGAGCAUCCUGCCAGCUGCCCUGGGGAAGCCGGUGCGCGAGGUGGCUGCCAAGGCCAAGGCCGUCGGCAUCGAAGGGAACCUGUCAGGAGAUCUGCUGCAGAGUGGGGGACUACUGGUGGUCACCAAAGGUGGGGACCAGGUGCUGCUUCACUUCGUGCAGAAGUCGCCGGGUGACUAUGUCCCCCAAGAACAAAUCCUGCAGGCCCUGGGCAUUGCUGUGGAGGGCGGUGCCAGCGGGCAGGGACCGCCCCAGUGUGGUGAGGACUCGUGUGCCCGCUGAAGGUCUCUGCUUUCCCUUCUGAGCCCUGUCCACACCGGAGCAUUGAAGUGGGUUGCGGGGUCCAGAGCAAUAGCACAGAGGCAAGG
Messenger RNA from Suncus etruscus (white-toothed pygmy shrew), 767 nucleotides. RefSeq names its product peroxiredoxin like 2B (gene PRXL2B). The record is from RefSeq and is a predicted model, not a curated record. The transcript is spliced from 7 exons. The coding region runs from base 70 to 681 and encodes 203 amino acids. Lineage: Eukaryota; Metazoa; Chordata; Mammalia; Eulipotyphla; Soricidae.